UUUGAAAUUUCCGAUUACAGUUGUUUCUGAGCCCAGAUGACGGCGUCCACUCGCAGCACCGUGUUGUCCCUGUACAUGCGAGUGUUUCGCAUUGCUCGAACCUGGCAGGCCCAGAGUGGAGUUACAGGAGACACAGAGACGGAGAGAAAAUACAUCCUUCAGGAGGCGCGCACAUUGUUCAGACAGAACCAGCAGCUGAAGGAUCAAGAAUCAGUAAAGAAGUGUUUAGAAGAAUGUGAAGCAAGGAUAGAAAUAGGUCUACAUUACAGGAACCCAUAUCCAAGAGCUACGUAUCUUCCACCAAUGGGACUGGCGACGCAGAAAGGAAGGAAGCUGCGAGCACAGCAGCGCCUGAGGAAGCAGGCCAAGCCAAUUUACUUACAGUCACAGGACGAGACCUGAUGCACUCCUCGCCAAGGAGUUCAAGUUACCAAGGACAGGAAACCAGAGUGCAGCCACAGGCUGAUCUCAUCUCCUUAUUUGUUGCUAGCACUCAAUGAUGCAAGAGCAACCGUCAUUCAAAAAGAAACAUUUAGGCACCGUUAUUUUUCUCUGUAAACGGUGGAAAGCAAGAGUUCAAACUGUGGCUGGACAGUGAGGGCUUCUUCUCAAGAAGACGGUCAGCUUGGAGUGACCUGUAAUAUAAGAUCAAGUUGUAUUUGUUAUUUAUAUUUCAUGAUUCUGUUUAGAGUCAUACAGAGAGGGCUGGUGUUUUAAUUGUGUCAAAAAUAAAUAUAUAUCGGGCGCUGGUGGCGCAGUGGUUAGUGCAUGCCCCAUGUAUGGAGGCUGUGGUCCUCCAUGCGGGCGGCCCAGGUUCGAAUCCAGCCUGUGGCUCCUUUCCCGCAUGUCUUUUCCCCCACUCUCUCUCUCCCUGAUUUCUGACUCUAUCCACUGUCCUAUCUCUACAUUAAAGGCACAAAAAGCCCCCCCAAAAAAUCUUUAAAAAACAAAAAUACAUUGAUUGAAACUAUCUGUUUUGAUGCGUAACUCAACUGUAAAGAAGCUAAUAAAGUCAUAUUGAAAAUAA
Messenger RNA from Labrus mixtus (cuckoo wrasse), 1027 nucleotides. It is a transcript of the gene lyrm1, whose product is annotated as LYR motif containing 1. Gene Ontology annotation, cellular component: mitochondrion. The transcript has 4 exons. Lineage: Eukaryota; Metazoa; Chordata; Actinopteri; Labriformes; Labridae. The coding region runs from base 37 to 402 and encodes 121 amino acids. The record is from RefSeq and is a predicted model, not a curated record.